This is a messenger RNA of Aureobasidium pullulans EXF-150, 3559 nucleotides long. RefSeq names its product actin-like ATPase domain-containing protein. Gene Ontology annotation, cellular component: endoplasmic reticulum chaperone complex. The record is from RefSeq and is a predicted model, not a curated record. The transcript has a single exon. The coding region runs from base 189 to 3089 and encodes 966 amino acids. Gene Ontology annotation, biological process: cellular response to hypoxia; endoplasmic reticulum unfolded protein response; negative regulation of hypoxia-induced intrinsic apoptotic signaling pathway. NCBI's taxonomy places the organism in Eukaryota, Fungi, Ascomycota, Dothideomycetes, Dothideales, Saccotheciaceae. Gene Ontology annotation, molecular function: ATP binding; ATP-dependent protein folding chaperone.
GCAGUCCACGUUUCGGAAAAGUUGAGGAUAGAAUAAUCCAAACACCUGUCACUUUGGGAAGAGUCAUGUCGAGUGUUGCCUUGUGCUAGACUUCAAAUCAAGGCCAUCUUUCUUUCCAUCACGACCAGCUCCUGAUUCACAUUUGAGGAGCUAACGACUGUCUUCCAUCUUCUUUCAGCCUCACAAUCAUGGCCAAGAUGCGAGGACUCUCAUCUCCCUUCUUCUUAUUCGCGUUCCUGUUUAUCGCAUUUGCCUCGACGGCAUCUGCAGCGUCGGCAGUCCUGGGAAUUGACCUCGGUGGUGCUUACAUCAAAGCAGCAAUCGUAAAGCCAGGAGUACCCCUCGAUAUCGUCCCCACCAAAGACUCCAAGCGCAAAGAGGCUGCCGUUGUUGGUUUCAAGCCUGUAUCUGGUUCCGCCCUUGAAUUCGGCUCAUACCCCGAGAGACUGUAUGGCGGAGAUGCUCUUGCUCUCGGCGGUCGCUUCCCUGGCGAUGUCUUCACCAACCUCAAGACCCUCCUUGGACUUGUGCCCGGCGACCACACCGACUCGAUGAUCAAAAACUACCACGCACGCCAUCCCGCCAUCAAGUCAAAGUUCGACCAAGAGAAGGGAACUGUCUCGUUCGAGCCCAGCGCCUUCAGCUCAUCCGAAGGGCCAUGGACCCUCGAUGAGUUGCUCGCCAUGGAGCUCAAGAACAUUCGCACAAACGCAGAGGCCAUGUCCAAGGGAAGCUCUGUCACAGACGCUGUCAUCACCGUUCCCGUACACUGGACAGCCGACGAGAGACGCGCUAUUGAGCGUGCUGCCGACCUGGCUGGAAUCAACGUUAUGAGUCUCAUCAGCGACGGACUGGCUGUCGGUAUCGAUUACGCCGUCAAGCGCACUUUCCCCAGCGUCACCAAGGGCGAGAAGCCUGAGUACCACCUGAUCUUCGAUAUGGGUGCUGGUUCGACUACUGCCACUCUUCUGAGAUUCUCAUCCAAGGACGUCAAGGACAUCGGACGUUUCAACAAGACUAUUCAGGAGGUUGCUGUCAUGGGCGCUGGUUGGGAUAAGACACUUGGAGGAGACGAACUCAACGCACUUAUUGUUGACUACCUUGUCGAUGCCUUCGUCGCUAAGCCCCAAGCCGUCAAGGCUGGCAUCACUGCCGAAGAGGUCAAGGGUCACGGUAGAACCGCUUCCAAGAUCUGGCGUGAAGCCGAGCGCGCAAGAAUGGUUCUCAGUGCCAACUCCGACGUCAGGUCGAGCUUCGAGGGCUUGUACAAGGACAUUGACUUCGCUACCAAGCUCACCAGAGCCGAGUUCGAGAAGAUGGCCGCCUCCCACGCCGAUCGUAUCAGUGCGCCCGUUCAACAGGCUCUCGAUGCUGCUAAGCUGUCGUUCAAGGAUCUUGACUCUGUCAUUCUCCACGGCGGUGCUAUUAGAACACCCUUUGUCCAGAAGAAGCUCGAGUCCAUGACCGGCAAGAGCACCGAGGUCCGUAGCAACGUCAACUCAGAUGAGUCGGCUGCUUUUGGUGCCGCUUUCAAGGCUGCUGGUCUGAGCCCCAGCUUCCGCGUCAAGGAAAUUAGAGAUAUUGAAGCCGCUGUCUACCCUGCAGGCAUCUCAUACUCGGAUGGCAAGGCAAGACAGCAGAAGCUGUUCGUCGCUACCUCGCAAGCUGGACUUGCCAAGGAAGUCACUGUCAAGAACCUUGACGAUUUCGCUUUCACUCUGUUCCAAACCGUCGACGGUGCUGACCGCCAAGUGACAGAAGUCAAGACUCAGAAUCUGACUGCUUCCGUCGAGGCUCUGACCACCAAAUUUGGCUGUUCUAAGGAUGAUAUCUCGACUAAGCUCAAGCUUCGCAUCAGCCCUAUUGACAGCAUUCCUGAGAUCGUAUCUGCUUCCGUCAGCUGUGAAGUCGAGGGUGGUAAGGCUGGUGGCAUUGGCGACUCAGUCAAGGGACUGUUUGGUUUCGGAUCCAAGAAGGGUGAACAAGAGCCCCUUAAGGAAGGCGAAGAGGCCGAGGCUGAGACUAGUUCAUCCUCAUCCAGCUCGUCCUCCAGCACUGCCAACGCCAAGGCCAGUGGUUCUGCCGCUGCUGAGGCUGACAUCAAGAAGAAGCGUACCGAGAUCAUUCCUGUCAAGGUCACCACCGUUCCAAAAGGCCUCGCCCAACCCGCGCCGGAAGAGAUCAAGGCCAUGAAGGACCGUCUCGCAGCCUUUGAUCGUUCAGAUAUCUCUCGCAUCCAAAGGGAGGAGGCUCUGAACGUUCUUGAAGCAUACACCUACCGUACUAGAGAUCUCCUUGAGAACACUGACUUUGUUGGUGCCUCUACCGAAGCCAUCAGAUCUCAAUUGAGCUCUCUACUCAGCAGCACUAGCGACUGGCUUUACGGCGAGGGCUCCUCUGCCAAAGCUGAAGCCUUCAAGAGCAAGCUUGCUGACCUCAAGGCCAUCGUUGACCCUGUACAGAAGCGCAGAGAAGAGGCAUCAGCACGUCCCGAGAUCCUUAAGUCUCUGCAGAGUUCGCUCGAUCAGACCAAGUCGAUGGUUGAUGCCAUUGGCAAGCAGAUUGCUGCUUCGAUCUCAUCCGCCUCGGAGGCCGCUUUGUCGAGCAGCUCGACCACUGAAGCCGCUGCCAGCCCCAGCGCUGCCGACGACUUGGACGAUCUUGACGAGCCUGAUGCUUCGUCAACUUCUUCAUCUGCCAAGCCCAGCGAGUCUGCUAGCCUGAUGCCUUAUACCGAGGAAGAUCUUGCUUCCAUCACCAAGGCAUACGAGAGUGUUUCCGAGUGGAUCAAGGCCAAGGUCGCCGAGCAAGACAAGCUCCAACCCUUCGAGGACCCCGCCUUCACCGUCAAGGAAAUCGAAACCAAGGCCAAGGAGCUCAACAAGGCCCUCAUGGACAUGGUGACAAAGAAGAUGCAGAUGCCUAAAGCCAGCACCCGCAGCUCCAGCUCCAAGAAGCCCAAAGCCACCAAGAGCAAGAAGGCAAAGUCUAGCAGCAGUGAGUCUUCGACAGCGUCGGAAUCUGCUUCUGCCAGUCCUUCGGUUGUGGUUGAGGAGCCAGCUAAGCCUAUUGAGCAUGAGGAGCUGUAGAGCAUAAUUAGCAUUAGUUCUCAAAUCUCGUGUUUUCCUGUUCCAGUUUUUCUAGAUAACCAUUAUAAGCAAUACUUUCAAACAUUUUGAACUUUCCAUUUCAAGAAGCGAAAACGCCACUUGAUUUCGUGAAAGAUGUCGGAUAAAAAGCGCCAUUGGGCACUUGAUGAGUGAUUUCUACCAAUCUAAAGAAACAAUAAAUCUCGCAACCCACAUUUGCAUGUGUUGAUGCAUUGCUAGGAUGAAGGACAGCGUGCCUUUUGCGGUAGAAUAAGAUCACUACAAAGGGGAAAGAGGUAUAUAUACACUCCUCAGCACUACCAUGAUCAACGAGGAAGAGAUUCGUGUGUCCGAUGACUAGACCUGCCGUUUUCUCACGGGGCGAACGGUGUAUUUGGCGGUCAGGUUGAUUUCGGUCUCGUUGUUUUUUUCUUUUUUUCUUUUCGAACCUUGCACAAAGGAGGUCGGUU